Molecule: messenger RNA, 1036 nt
Organism: Papaver somniferum (opium poppy)
Lineage: Eukaryota; Viridiplantae; Streptophyta; Magnoliopsida; Ranunculales; Papaveraceae
Product: beta-catenin-like protein 1
Exons: 9
Coding region: 20-799 (259 amino acids)
Cellular component (GO): spliceosomal complex
Source: RefSeq, a predicted model, not a curated record
UCAACUCCGGAGGAGUGCAAUGAUUAAAAUUUUACAGGAUGGGCAAGAAUUGGGUGAUUAUAUUUAUGGGUCUGCCAUUGCGGCACUUGAUAUAGUGAAAGAUUGUUGUCCCGCUGCUUCUGACAAGUUUGAGAAUGAGGAUUUGGGAUUGGACAUUGCAAUAUUCCCUGCUUCCAUGGAUAUGAUUCAUGGGAGUACUAUGCAUGUUAAAGCAGAAAUUGAAGAACGUCUUAUAUCGCUAAUCGAAUCAUUAACUGGUGGCAUUAGCAAGACGAAAAAAUAUACAUUGUUAAAAAAGUUUGAGGAGAAUGAUUGUGAAAGAAUCACCUGGCUUAUGGAGCUCUUCACACGAUAUUCCAAAAAAGUUGGCGCAGUGGCGAAUCAUCUCAAAAGCGAACAGCUGAUCUCAUCUGAGCUCUACAAGGAAAAAUUGCAAAAUGGAUUCUCCAAGCUUCAGUCGAUUGCUGUUAUUCUUGUUCAUCUUUGGUUGCCCGAGAUAAAGGCUAAGAUUGAAAGUGAAUUGUCUCGUCACCAGAUAGAGAAGAAACAUGUGCUGGAUGUUCUCUCAGCAUAUCGUGACAACAUUGGCAACCCGGGUGGAUCAGAAAAUACGAAGACGGUGAUCGAGGCAUACAUCGCUCGCCUUGAGGAAAAUUGUAGCCAGAGUAUGGAGCUGGGUGCACAGGAAAAUUCUGGCCAGAGGAUGGAGCUGGAUGUACCGGAAAAGCCUGACCAGGGGGAACUGGAGGAUGUACAUAGCAAGCGGCGAUGGACUGGCGUCGAUAUACUCGAUAGUUGAAGUUUAUUUGAGGUUAAAACCUUUGUUUGGUGUUAUGUCGCUGUUUUUUCUUUUAUGGAUGACCCUGAAGAAAGUGACCAACGCAGCGACAUUUUUGGUUUUUAAUCUGUUUAAUUGGAGUAUGUUUUCUCUUAGAGCUGGUUCUCUAUAGAUUGUAUUUACAUCAGAGUUUAGAAUAUAAAACUCUUUUAGACUCAUAUGUAUGUUUACAUGCACAGAUUGCUGAGCCAGCAACUU